AUGACUUAUCCAGACCGUGUAACCGUGUUGCACAAGCUGCGCUCUGAGCCCACGGAUGAAACAGAUUCGUUCAUUCUGGACGUCGUCAUCCUGUCCGAGCGGCACCGCAGGCCAGCCGCACGCUGUGUAGAGGACAUUGUUGUGUAUGACUACCGGCGGGGCAAGAAGACGCCUCUCAAGCCAUUCAUGCUGAAGCAAUUCCGGGAGACGUUUGCGCUGCAGGAGGCCGCCAAGCAGAAGUACAGCGCCAGGGUUGACGUGCUGUCAAAGCAGGUUAGGGCGCUAGAGACGUCCAGCUGGGACCGGCCAGACGCAAAAGAGGACUUUGGCAGCGCCGGCGCUUGA
Messenger RNA from Lasiodiplodia theobromae, 345 nucleotides. RefSeq names its product Rho guanine nucleotide exchange factor. The record is from RefSeq and is a predicted model, not a curated record. The coding region runs from base 1 to 345 and encodes 114 amino acids. The transcript has a single exon. NCBI's taxonomy places the organism in Eukaryota, Fungi, Ascomycota, Dothideomycetes, Botryosphaeriales, Botryosphaeriaceae.